Catharus ustulatus (Swainson's thrush) is the source of this 1407-nucleotide messenger RNA. It is a transcript of the gene LMO1, whose product is annotated as LIM domain only 1. Lineage: Eukaryota; Metazoa; Chordata; Aves; Passeriformes; Turdidae. Gene Ontology annotation, cellular component: nucleus. The coding region runs from base 593 to 1063 and encodes 156 amino acids. The record is from RefSeq and is a predicted model, not a curated record. The transcript is spliced from 4 exons. Gene Ontology annotation, molecular function: DNA-binding transcription factor binding; transcription coactivator activity. Gene Ontology annotation, biological process: positive regulation of transcription by RNA polymerase II.
AUCCCGGCAGGAGCGCGAGAGGGGGCCCUGGGAAAGGAACGCGUGCAUUUAUUCAUCGCAAGUGUGCAAGGCUCACCAAUUGAGAGGCAGAGGCAGCACUAGUCGGGCUUGGGUAUUCUAGCCUCUCUGAAUAUAAUUUCGGAUUUAGAUUCAGCUUAAAUCCAAAGGGAAAACACUUUAUAAGGCUGAAAGCUGCGUAGUUGCAACAGCCAGGGUUAUGAGCUAUCAAAGGCAAUUACAUUAGAAUAGAUUAUACUGUGUAAAUUGAGCCAUUUAGAAGGUGAGAACCAAAGAAACAGCUCAGAUCCCCCCUUCUUUCUAAAUUGCAGUUUUAGUUCCUUGCAAUUCUGAGGCACCAAAGUAGGUGAGACUGCUUUUGUAUCUGCAAAGUGCUUUAUUUCUGAGUGUAAUUCUAACUGAGUGCAAUCUAGGUUAAAAGCUGGACAACUGGGUAAUUAGAGCUCACUUGCUGCUAAAGGACGAUCAGCUGUACCGUAGCUCAUUUGUGUUCCCAGAGACUUGCUCUCCUCUCCCCUGAGCGGAGGCUGCUGGAGAAGAAGCAUCUGUGCCCGGACUUUUCUUGAUUGCGGAGAUGAUGGUGCUGGACAAGGAGGACGGUGUGCCGAUGCUAUCCGUACAACCCAAAGGGAAGCAGAAGGGCUGCGCCGGCUGCAACCGAAAGAUCAAGGACCGGUACCUGCUGAAGGCUCUGGAUAAGUAUUGGCAUGAAGACUGUCUAAAGUGUGCCUGCUGUGACUGUCGUCUUGGAGAGGUUGGAUCAACUCUUUACACAAAAGCAAAUCUCAUUCUCUGCCGCAGAGAUUACCUGAGGCUCUUUGGUACCACCGGGAAUUGUGCUGCCUGCAGUAAACUGAUCCCUGCCUUUGAGAUGGUGAUGAGGGCCAGAGAUAAUGUUUACCAUUUGGACUGCUUUGCCUGUCAGCUCUGCAACCAGCGAUUCUGCGUGGGAGACAAAUUUUUCCUGAAGAACAACAUGAUCUUGUGUCAGAUGGACUAUGAGGAAGGGCAGCUGAACGGGAGCUUCGAGUCCCAGGUUCAAUAACAGCCCCUGCUUCGCUGGAGCACUGUGGGAUGGGCGCUUGGCCGCACGAGCAGCGAGGGCGUCUGUCAGCUUGCCUGCAAUAUUUUUUUAAUUCUUGGUCCAGAGAGGACUAUAUACAUUGUAGUACUUUUCCCCCCCAACACAAAGCAGUUACAAUUUUAGAUGUACAGUUGUGCCUGCUUAGCUGAGCACUGCAUUGCCUGUAUGUUUGUGAGUUUUUGGGGUCUGGGGGAGGGCUCUGUACAGUCUGUUUUCUGUAUAUAAACUGGAACAUUUAUUUUAUGAAAAAUGUAAUGCAAUUUUAUUACUGGUGUGAAUUAAAAAUUAUGAAUGUUUCCUGGUCA